GGCCCGCGCAGGCCCAUGGCGGCGGCCGCGGCGCUCCCGGGCGCGGGCGGGCCUCCCGCGGGCGGCGGGGCCGGCGGCGGCGGCGGGGCCGGCGGCGGGUCCCCGCCGGGCGGCUGGGCCGUGGCGCGCCUCGAGGGCCGCGAGUUCGAGUACCUGAUGAAGAAGCGCUCGGUGACCAUCGGCCGCAACUCGUCGCAGGGCUCGGUGGACGUGAGCAUGGGCCACUCGAGCUUCAUCUCGCGGCGCCACCUGGAGAUCUUCACGCCCCCGGGCGGCGGCCAUGGCGGGGCGGCCCCCGAGCCCUCGGCGCAGCCCGGGCCCGACUCCGGCGGCGACUUCUACCUGCGCUGCCUCGGCAAGAACGGCGUGUUCGUGGACGGCGUGUUCCAGAGGCGCGGGGCGCCGCCGCUGCAGCUGCCGCGCGUGUGCACGUUCCGGUUCCCGAGCACCAACAUCAAGAUCACGUUCACGGCGCUGUCCAGCUCCAGCGAGAAGAGGGGGCCGCCGGAGGCGCCUGCGUCCCCGGGGAAGCCCACGCAGGCCCACGCCUCGCCCCUGACCAUCAGCAUUCCAGACUCCAUGGCCCACCUCCUCAGCCCCCUGCCCUCCCCCACGGGGACCAUCAGCGCCGCGAACUCCUGCCCGUCCAGCCCCCGGGGAGCAGGGUCUUCAGGGUACAAGAUGGGCCGCGUGAUGCCCUCUGACCUCAGUUUGAUGGCUGACAGCUCGCAGCCCGAGAACGAGAAGGAAGCUUCCGGUGGAGACAGCCCGAAGGACGACUCGAAGCCGCCCUACUCCUACGCUCAGCUCAUCGUGCAGGCCAUCACCAUGGCCCCCGACAAGCAGCUCACCCUGAACGGGAUCUACACGCACAUCACCAAGAACUACCCCUACUACCGGACCGCCGACAAGGGCUGGCAGAAUUCGAUUCGCCACAACCUCUCUCUGAACCGCUACUUCAUCAAAGUGCCGCGCUCCCAGGAGGAGCCGGGCAAGGGCUCCUUUUGGAGGGUGGACCCCGCCUCGGAGAGCAAGCUGGUGGAGCAGGCCUUCCGGAAGCGGCGGCCACGAGGUGUGCCCUGCUUCAGGACGCCCCUCGGGCCGCUCUCGUCCAGGAGCGCCCCGGCCUCGCCCAACCACGCCGGAGUGCUGUCCGCUCACUCCAGUGGCGCCCAGACCCCCGAGAGCCUGUCCCGCGAGGGCUCGCCGGCCCCCCUGGAGCCCGAGCCCGGUGCUGCGCAGCCCAAGCUGGCGGUCAUCCAGGAGGCACGGUCCGCACAGAGUGCACCAGGCUCCCCGCUGUCCAGCCAGCCCGUGCUCAUCGCCGUGCAGCGGCCGCUGCCCCCGACCAUCAAGCCCGUGACCUACGCGCUCGCCGCCCCCGCGCCGGCCCCGGCCUCGCAGCCGCCCGUGGUGCAGACGGUGCACGUGGUCCACCAGAUCCCGGCCGUGUCCGUCACCAGCGUUGCCGGGCAGGCGGUGGUCGCACAGGCCGCCGUGCUGGCCCCCCCGAAGGCGGAGCCACAGGAGAACGGGGAUCACCGGGAGGUGAAAGUGAAAGUGGAGCCCGUCCCCGCCGUGAGCCGGGUUGUCCAGGCGGCGCAGGGCAGCCCGGUGCAGACGGUCACCAUCGUGCAGCACGCGCCGCUGGGCCAGCACCAGCUGCCGAUCCAGACGGUCACGCAGAAUGGGACGCACGCGGUGCCGGUGCCCACCGCUCACGGCCCGGGCGGCAGCGCGGCGGCCAGCCCUCUGCACAUGCUGGCGACGCACGCCUCCGCGUCCGCCUCCCUGCCCACGAAGCGCCAGAACGGCGGCCAGUCGGAGCAGCCGGAGCUGAAGCGGGUCAAGACCGAGGACGGCGAGAGCCUCGUCAUCGCCCUGAGUGUGGACACGCCCCCGGCGGCCGUGCGGGAGAAGGGCCUCCAGAACUAGCGCCGAGAGCGCUCCGCUCUGCCGUCCACUCUGGUGCCAAAAGGAGACGCCGCCCUCGCCGCUCGGGGGGCAGAGGGCCCUGCGGUUGGACCUGAUGUCAGCGCCGCAGAUGAAACCCAGGUGGCCUUACGACUCCUGCAGACGGAAGUCACCCCGAACUCGAGAACCGCACGGCCCGGUUCUGCAGCGCCGGCCCGGCGCACACCUUCGAACUCCGAGCAAAGACUCCCGUCCUUCGAGUAAGGAGGGCGCCUGGCGCGGGCGCGCGGGGCUGCCCCGCCACCCGAGGACCCGAGGGGCUGGCAGACGAGACAGUAUUUUGUUGUUCAUGUGGAAUUAGAGUAUUUUGAGUACUUUCUUUCUUUACGAAACGACGGGGUCUGCGACAUUUCAGAGCACUCCAGCUCCCCUGGGGAGGUUUGGACUCGCAGGGCCUGCGGCGCGGAUCUCACGCGGAGGCGAGGAACCGCGCGGCCCUGCCUGUGUUCGGCCUGCGCAAGGAUCUGCGUGUCCGGUUCGAGCGCCGGGGGCCACGUGACGACAGCUGCCGGAUGAAUUGGCAGCUGCGCGCGGGCCGCCGGGGCCGCCGCGGGCCUCACGGACGCACCGCGGGCCUCGCGGGCUGCACUUACCUGUCUCUUGCUCCUUUCUGUUGUUUGUUCUCUGUGUUGGCCUGGUCCCUGGUCCGUUUUCCACUCUCAGUAAAGCGAGUCUCCUGAGUGCUGUGUGUUUGAAACGGCAGAACCAUUCCUGCUCCGUCCGGGGAACCGGUUCGUCUGUGAUCACACUCCCUUCCCAGUGGGUGUCUCGGGCCUCGCGGUGGCACGUUUGCUAUUUUAGGUGCCGUCACCGCUCGGCCCGGUCCAACCAGCUGUCUGCCCGGCGGCCGCGCUCACCCGGGAGCAGCUGCGGGGCGUGCGGAACCGCGGGCGCAUCGGGGGUCUGGGCAGCGGAGGCCCUGGGGUCGCGCACUGGGGACGCCCAGGUGAUUUCCCGAUUUGUAACAGCGAGUUCCCCUCCACCCGUCGGGACCGACCCCACCGCUGAGGCCGACUUCCCUCCCACGGAGAGUGACAGCGAGAGGGAGGGAGACGAAGGGGGGCGGGGGGGGUAGGGGGCCCCCAGGCCCGGCCCAGCUCCUCCCGCGGGAAACCGCUCGCCCUUUCCGGAGCGUCCCGGGGCUGGGCUGAGCAGCCGUGCAACUAGAAAGAGGGCUUGGGCCUUAUUGUGAAUUUUUAAAUGUCAUCACCGUAACGUUAUUUAUUUAAAUGUAGUUAUUUUGGUAUUUAAUUUUUUUUAAAGAGAGGAGAAAACCCUGUAUUUUCCUGGCGGGAUGAAUCGGCUCAGAAUGGUAUAUUUAGGCAACUUUAAAACAUUUAUUAUUUACCUGAAGACCAAAUAUGAUGGAUCUGUUCUAAGUGUUGUGUGUCGAUCCCAAGUGUGGGGCUGUCACAGUGUCGCUGCAGAUGAUGCGCGUUGGGAACUGUGGAGAUACUGCACAGCAGCUGGAUUUAUAACUCAGCCAUUU
This is a messenger RNA of Phyllostomus discolor (pale spear-nosed bat), 3463 nucleotides long. RefSeq names its product forkhead box K2 (gene FOXK2). Gene Ontology annotation, molecular function: protein binding; RNA polymerase II cis-regulatory region sequence-specific DNA binding; DNA-binding transcription factor activity, RNA polymerase II-specific. NCBI's taxonomy places the organism in Eukaryota, Metazoa, Chordata, Mammalia, Chiroptera, Phyllostomidae. The transcript is spliced from 9 exons. Gene Ontology annotation, biological process: regulation of transcription by RNA polymerase II. The record is from RefSeq and is a predicted model, not a curated record. The coding region runs from base 16 to 1935 and encodes 639 amino acids.